AUGUCAAACUCCUUUAGCCGUGUUAGAGAUGAACCAACUAAGUCUGAGAAUGGUUAUCUGACAGAUGACGAUGAUGUAUUAUACUUCUCUACUUCUGAGCGAUUGGAACCAACGAAGCAGAUUGUUGACGAAGAUCCGCAUGGCGAUGAAGGUCAAAGUUCGGAAGUUGUUGGUCAAAAUCCUUUGAAUGAUUCCAUGCAGAAAUCAAAGCCAUUCAACUUUACGUCAACUCCAAUAUCAGCAGCUGCUCAAUCUGGACCAACAUUGUCAGAUUCACUAGCCUCGCUCACGCUGGAUGAAGGCUCUCCCUAUGGAGCCGCUGCAGAUCGGAGUCGAUCAUUCAUCGGAAGAAAUGAUUCACCAGAGCCCCUGUCUCCGUUCACUUCCCGAAUAGCUGCUGAUCCAUCUUCAAAAGGAAAGCUGCGUGACCGGUUACUGCGAAAAGCGCUCUCGAAAUCGCGGGGCGAUGCGGUUCCUCAGCGCGUUCUUCCGUUUUCAAAACCAGAGAAGUCAACAGAUGUCGCAAAACAUGUAAGCGAAUUACCAGAAGACGAGAUGGUAGAAGAGUCCGUCGUUACCACGGAGCAGUCGCCUGAGCCCGAUGAUGUUAUCGUUCUUAACGAGAGUGAAAACAUUGGUAGAAUAGCUGAAACCGAAAUGAAGUCCCGUUCACGGAAUUAUGCAGAUUUUGAUGUCAUCACGAUUGAAUCCUCCUCUGAUGAGGACAAAGAAGAAGAUGAUAUCGUUGAUCUGGAAACUUCUACCGAGAAAAGACCAGAGAAAGAGAAAUCGCACUCGCCGAAGGAUGUGAAGGCCAUCAGAACGGUUUCUAAGUUUUCCCAUGACACUACUGGAGUCCUUGAGGACAAGCUUGCUAAUCUAAAUGAUCAGGAAGGAGAUAUGUGUUUUACGGACAUUAUGUUGUUCAUACCGGUUAUUUUCACUUCUGUGACUUUUCAAAGGCCCAAAAAAGUGGAAGAAGUGGUAGUUGUGGCUGACCAGAAGCAGCAGCGUCCUUCCUUUCCUAUUUUCAGUGAACGCCGUCCACUUCCUCCGGAGAUAAUCGAUGUAGUGGAUCCGCAGCCUCCUCUUCACCGUUUCAAACGUGACAAGGCAUUGCAGGAGUUGCAUAAAGCUCUCAUAUCUCAGCCACCUGCGCAACAGCUCACUGAGGCUCCAGAAGGGCUUACCGUCCCUUUGAAGGAACACCAGAUGUCUGGGCUAACUUGGAUGAAGUGGCGGGAGUCGUUAGCACCCGGAGGUGGAAUUCUAGCUUCACAAGUUUUGACGUCUGUUGGUGAUUGCCUGGAGCGAUCGUUUGUCGUAUCAGCUCGGGGAUCAAAAGAGAGACAGCUCUUGAUACUACAUAGUGGAAUCUGCUUUUCUAGUACUACUGAGGAGAUGUUCGGCGAGCCGGUGAUAUUCCUCAUCGAUGUUGUCGAUGACGGAAUGUUCCACGAAACUCGCUGUGGUCCCAAAUGA
Haemonchus placei is the source of this 1482-nucleotide messenger RNA. The record is from the annotation of a GenBank genome assembly. NCBI's taxonomy places the organism in Eukaryota, Metazoa, Nematoda, Chromadorea, Rhabditida, Trichostrongylidae.